This is a messenger RNA of Drosophila pseudoobscura, 5817 nucleotides long. RefSeq names its product PDGF- and VEGF-receptor related (gene Pvr). Bases 599 to 5548 code for a protein of 1649 amino acids. NCBI's taxonomy places the organism in Eukaryota, Metazoa, Arthropoda, Insecta, Diptera, Drosophilidae. The record is from RefSeq and is a predicted model, not a curated record. Gene Ontology annotation, cellular component: signaling receptor complex; plasma membrane. Gene Ontology annotation, molecular function: ATP binding; transmembrane receptor protein tyrosine kinase activity. Gene Ontology annotation, biological process: cell surface receptor protein tyrosine kinase signaling pathway; multicellular organism development; positive regulation of kinase activity. The transcript is spliced from 18 exons.
UCACACUGCUAUCGAUAAGCCCGCUCACUUUUUCUGGCCGCCGACAAAAAACAACGGAACGAACGUUAGUCGCGAAUUUUAAUCUGAAACCGAAAAGUCCGUUGGUAAAAGAAUACAAUUCAAAAAUAUAUUUUAUUUAAAAAUUAGUGAAACACUAAAAUAAAGUAUCAAUAUUCGAUAUAAUUCAUAUAUAAUUCUGAAAAAAAAACAAGUCGCGCUUCGAACGGGGAAUUAAGGUGCGCGCUCUAAACUUGCAAAGCAAUACGUAUACGUUUACGUACGAUAUUUAUAUGGUGAUCUGAUCUGAGCCAGAAACAGACUGUUCAAAUUUUGUCGACGACGCAGUUUAUUUAAUAAUUAUUUGUUAUUGAAACUCUUCCCCCACGCAAGAAGGUUGGAAGACUUCAUUCAACGCAAAUUGAAAACUGCAUCGCUAAGUGAGCAAAGUGACCAGUUCCAGUCGACCAGUCGUGACCAUGGCAUUACUGGGGCAAAUGUGUUAACGCCUUUCGUAUAUAUACUAAAUAUAGUAGUGUCUAAUUAGCGGAAUAUUUAAACGAAAGCCAAAUAACAAACAAAUUAAGCGAAAAUUGAAAAUAUGCGCCUGGCCCACAGUGUAGUGGCCUCCUGCUGGCUGCCGUUACUCAUCUGGAUGUCGAGGAGCGAUGCAUUGCCUCGCCCCCAAUUCGAGCAGGAGGAUAACGAGGUGUCCACCAAUUGUGGCGGUGAUAAUGGAGCACCCCUGAUAACGCCCUGCAAGGAGUCCAUCAAGCUGGAGUACAGGACAAACUACACGCUGCGUUGCGAGGCCAGCGAGCCGAUCAUUUGGUGGGCAAGUCACGAAAGUUCGCUGGUCAGUAGCUUCGAUAAUACGGAGGAGGAUCCCCAGCGUCCGUAUGGCCUGCAGCUGCACCUGAUCGAGGUGACGGCGGACAAUGUGGGGGCAUACUACUGCAUCAAGGAGUCGUCGGCAGAGUCCCUCACUAGCGGUCCGGACGAGAAGCUCGGCGAGAUGCUGGGCGAGAUGGUGAACAACGAUCUGGCGAGCACCAUUUACGUGUUUGUGAAUGAUCCGAUAAAUCUGCUGGUUCCGACGGCACCCAUUGUCCAUGCUCGCCAGUACACGGAUGUGGUGAUACCCUGCAAACCCUCGAUGCCCGAAACGGAGGUGCUGCUGACAUUCAACUCAGAUAAAUUUUCCAGCCAGACCUCUGGUCGUUAUGAUCCCAAGCGUGGCUUUACCAUCGAAAUACGAAGCAUCACCGAUGGUGGCGACUAUUAUUGUGAGCCCGAGUAUCCAGCCGCAGAGAAUGAAGAGGAGUAUACGGUCAUACCAGUCCGCUUUAUCGGUAACGGUCACAUUGAUACAUCUGGAUUGGAUAGUGCCAGUACCUCGAGUGCCACCAUCCUGCCGCCUAACAUAGAAUACGGUGUUGAAGAAUACAACGGUGUUACGACUCCGGAGGGUUCCGCGGAUAGCGAUAAUGAUAAUGAUAACGAUGAUGAUUUCCUCACUACUGUAACUAACACAACCAAUGGUAAUGUGGCUCUAAGCUCUGGUGCUGGGCUUGGUCGAAACAAAUCUGAAUCGGAAGAUCGCUCAAAAUUAUACCCAUUGCGUCGUAAGCGUAGUCCAGUGCGUCUUCUGGCCGCCCCGCUGAGUCCAUCGCCCUCACCAAAUCUAGGGCAAGCGAAUGAUCGCUUAAAUAAGCCCAGCAUCAGCUCUACGCCGGGAAAGCAUGUCAUUGUGAAUGGGACUUUCACAUUGGUCUGUGAGCUGUCUGCCCCGCAGGGCGUGAACUAUGAAAUGAGCUGGAGCACCCCCAACAGCAAAAAGAAGUGGACACUCCACGAGGAUGCCUACCAUCUAGAUCCUCAGGGUCGCAUCUCCUACACGAAGCCGCGAUUCGACAACACCAUGAAGAACAGCACCCAUGUGGUGGGCAGCAGCAGGCUGACGGUGACACAGGCCCAGGAGUCCGAUGAGGGCACCUACAAGUGCACUGUCACGGAUAGCUUUGACCGCCUGCAGUUCACCACCUACAAGAUGAAAGUCAUGCAACCGAACACGACCUAUCUGGAUGUGCGAGAACCCGCCGGCCACUACAAUGUGAAUGAGUUUGCCAAUAGAACCAUCACAAUGACCGCCGAAUUUAGUGGAUUUCCUCAGCCGAUCUUCAAGUGGUACCGGCCCGAUGGCAGCGAGUUCUGGGAGACGGGGCACAACUUCAACAUUGAAUCGACGGAGUCCAGCACCACGCUUCGGCUGCAUAAUGUCCAGCUGAAGGACAGCGGCACCUAUGUCCUUAAGGGCAAGGUGCCCGAAAGCAAUGUCACCCGCGUCCUGAAGUACAAUGUCAGCGUGAUGUCCUCGCCAGAGCUCAGCAUGGAUGAUGUCUAUGUCGAGGCGGGAAAUGAGGCACAUUUGGACUGCCUGGUGCGUUCGUAUCCCCCGGCGGUGGUCACCUUUCUUUUCAGGCCCUGUAAGCUGGUGCCGCGAUGGCCCACGUGUAACUCACUCAAUCAGAACUUUAGUUCACCCGAUGUCCAAAAGACAUUUAAGUUCAAUGUCCAACCACGACCGGGGCUACUCUCUGUGGAACGUAUCUAUGCCGUGUCCUUUACACCCACAGAGCCGGGCAUACUUUCCUGCGCGGCCCAGAACUUGGUGGAUGGAGUGCCGCGUAUGGCCAUCACCAAAUCGCAUGUGCUGAUCGGUAACAUUGCGGAGAAGAUGACCAUAUAUGGCCUGGAUGAGAACCGGAAGAUUGCCAAGGGCGAUGAGGAGAGUUUCACUUGCGAGGCAUUGGCCUAUCAUUUCGAUGGCACUCUCACAUGGUAUCACAAUGGAGAGGAAGUGGAAGCAUCGGAGGCUCUUCUGAUACAGACCAGCCACAGUGACUACUCCUACAAGAGUACUUUGAAGUUCCCGGCAAUGGGUGAUGGCGAUCGGGGCACCUAUGAGUGCCGUGCCCAUCAUAUCCAUAAUCACACGCAGUACGAUAGUCGGGAGAUCGAUGUCUAUGUACACGAUCCAAAGGCACCCCAUUGGGUGCACACCAAUCUCAAUGCCAACUCAAAGAUGGAGAAAAAACUGGGCGAAUCUUUGGCCCUGGAAUGCCGCUCCAUGGCAGUGCCAAAGGCGAAGGUGCGCUGGUUCAAGGAUGGCAAGGAGCUGCAAGAGACGAAUCUCACCCACAUCAUUGAAGACGAGGAGAAGCUGCUGAUCACCCACCUAUAUCCCUAUGACGAUGGCAUCUACAGGUGUCUGGUGGAGAACCGGCUGGGCAGCAUUGAGAACUCCAUUACCGUGGUCAUCGCUGAUAUGCCUGGCAUUAACAAAGCCUGGAUUUGGUUUGGAGUAAUGCUCUUCCUCAUCCUCAUAAGCCUUUGCGCCUUUCUAGCGGUGCGCUACCACAAGGAGCGCAAGCGUCAUUUGGCUUUGAAGGCCGCCGGUUUGGCCAACUUCGAGGAGGGCGCCGUGGAACAUAUCAAUCCUUCUUUAUCGCUGGACGAGCAGGCGGAUCUGCUGCCCUACGAUCAGAAGUUUGAGUUCGCGCGCGAAAGCUUGAAGCUGGGCAAACAACUGGGCGCUGGCGCCUUUGGUGUGGUGCUCAAGGGCGAGGCCAAAGGGAUACGUACCGAUGAACCCACCUCAACGGUGGCCGUAAAAAUGGUCAAGCGCACGGCGGACAAUGAGGUGGUGCGUGCCUUGGUCUCCGAGCUGAAGAUUAUGGUCCACUUGGGACAGCACUUGAAUGUGGUUAAUCUGCUGGGUGCCGUCACCAAGAAUAUAGCAAAGCGUGAACUUAUGGUCAUUGUGGAAUACUGUCGUUUCGGGAAUGUCCAAAACUUUUUGCUCAGGAAUCGCAAGUUUUUCAUCAAUCAGAUAAGUCCGGUUAACGAUAGGAUCGAUCCAGCCAUCAUGGUCCAACGCGUUUCCGAAACCUUUGAGCUCCAUCGCGAUGUAAAUGGUGGUGGCUUGAAGUAUGCUAAUGUCGGUUUCCCCAACCAUCCGUAUAUCAAUCACAUGAACUCCGUAAACAACAAUUAUACGCAAAAUCAUCGCAGAAAUUCGGACAAUGAUCCACGUUCGGGCACACGUGCGGGUAGACCCGGUUCCGCUGGUUACAGCUACGAUCGUCAGACGGACACCUGUGCCACAGAAGCCACUGUGAUGACAACAGUGCCAGAGGAUGAACAUGUAAUGUCUAACAACUCGAUACAGCCCGCUUGGCGUUCCAAUUACAAGACAGAUUCUACGGAGGCCAUGACCGUGACCACAACUGAUCUCGUUAGCUGGGCCUUCCAGGUGGCUCGUGGCAUGGACUAUCUGUCCUCCAAGAAGGUCCUGCAUGGUGAUUUAGCCGCACGAAACAUACUCCUGUGCGAGGACAAUGUGGUCAAGAUCUGUGACUUUGGUCUAGCACGUUCCAUGUAUCGUGGCGAAAACUACAAGAAAUCAGAGAGCGGAAAGCUACCCAUCAAAUGGUUAGCGCUGGAAUCUCUUAGUGAUCAUGUAUUCAGUACUUAUAGUGACGUUUGGUCCUUUGGCAUUGUGCUGUGGGAGCUGUUUUCGCUGGCCAAAGUGCCAUAUCCCGGCAUUGAUCCCAAUCAGGAGCUUUUCAACAAACUCAACGAUGGCUAUCGCAUGGAGAAGCCACCCUAUGCCAACCAAGAGAUCUAUGAGAUCAUGCUCGAGUGCUGGAGGAAAAAUCCGGAGAGCAGACCCUUGUUUGCUGAGCUAGAGAAGCGCUUUGCCACCAUGCUGGGCGAGGAUGUGACCAAUCACUACCUGGACCUGAACAAUCCCUACAUGCAAACGAACAUGGAGUACAUGAAGAGCCAGUCCACAGACUACCUGGCCCUGAUGGGAUCCCCCGACGAACCCGCGCCGGCAGCACCGCGUUACGUGAAUGGCCAUAUAGUGCCCGAUAUACGAAUCGAAGAGCUGCCCGAUGACUAUCAGGCCAUGAGCCCCCCCGAUACCAGCACUGCCAUCUAUUCACCCACGCGCCUCGAUGGCGACGAUAUGGCACCAACGGCCAAUUUCACAGAGUUUGCGGACUUCUCACCCCUACAAACAACCGACACCUCUUUCACCUUCCCAGAUGCAACGCCGCCCCAACCCCAACGCCUUGUAGGACAGCAUUCACCGACGCUUAGCAACAAUAUGAACAGCAGUGUCCACAAGCCGCUGCGCAAGAAGAACGGCCUGCCCACGGUGGAUACCGCCGAUCAGGCACCCGAGGAGAUACCCAUGCUGCAUCGCACGUCCACAUCGGAUACGGAACAGAGUCCGGAACAGGGGCGACGCUUCAACCAGGCGCUAAAGCAGCAAUAUGUCACGCCCAAGCCAUCGCCGCGCCAUCAUGUGGAAACGAAACUGAAUGGCGAGUCCGAGAACUAUGUGAAUGUGAAGCCGCCGCGUAAAAAUCUUGUCAAUAAGCCCACGACUACUGGUGGCACCAGCAACACAGAAGCCUUCUCCAAUCCCAGCUAUCAACCGCUUUCGGGAGUCAAUGAGAAGGUGGAUCGACGGUAUUAGACGUCGAAGCAGCCGAACCUGGAAGCAGCCAGCUAGCUUAAGUUAGACAACAAUACUACUUAGUGGCAUUCUGAUAUAGCUUUAAGACGAAACUCACUCCAUGUUAUAUAUAUAGUUUAUUAAUGCCAUUUCAUGCAUAAUUUUAGUUAAUAGUUUUAAGUCGAAUUAUCGUGUAUGUUAUAUGUCUCCAAAUGUGUACCUACGAUUACUCAAAUAGAAUGGGUAUAAAAUGAACAGAUCGAUAUAUCACUGGACCCCACCGUCACAGA